UCUUCAAUUUCUGUAUAUUCGUAAAACAGAGUCUUCUGUUCUGUAUUUAUAUAUACAAAUACAAAUGGAAGACGCUUCCCACUAAACGGCCAGUGCAUUCAAGAAUCUUCUCCCUCCUUUAUAUAGAAUCCAAACCAAGCCAGCCAACAUAAAUUCUCCUACGUCUGUGGCAUCCAAAUACUAGCAGAAGAGAAUAAUAGAUCAGAUGGGGAAAACGCGUGUAGUUGGUAUAGGCAUGGACUACUCACUAACAAGCAAAGCAGCCCUUCGAUGGGCUGCUGAUAAUAUUAUCCAGGAAGGAGAUCUCAUCAUCCUGAUCCAUGUUCAGCCACCCAAAUCAGAUCAUACCAGGAAAAAACUUUUCUUGGACACUGGAUCUCCUUUAGUUCCUCUUGAGGAAUUCAGAGAGAUUAACUUUUCAAAGCAAUAUGGACUUACAUAUGAUCCGGAGGUUCUUGAGAUUCUUGAUACAGCGUCAAAGACUAAAGGGGCUAAGGUGGUGGCCAAGGUCUACUGGGGGGAUCCAAGGGAGAAGCUUUGCGAUGCUGCGGAAGAUCUUAAGCUCGACUCUCUUGUUGUUGGAAGCAGAGGUCUCGGUCCUAUCAAAAGGGUUUUGCUUGGCAGUGUUAGCAAGUAUGUUGUGACAAAUGCUUCAUGUCCUGUCACGGUAGUUAAGGGGACCCAAUUUGCCAAGCCUUAAUUGAUAAGGUUGUUGGAUCUCUACAUGAUAUGCACAUUCUCUGGUGUAUAUUUUUAUUUUAUGAAAAAAAAAAAAAAAAACUUGUGUAAUGUUAAGAGUGAAUUAAGUACUGUUGGCUUGAUGAGAGACGUUUGUAUUAUCUAUUGUCAUUAACGUACGUAUCAAUUUGUUUCUAGAGUUGCAUGGAUCGAUGUAUGUUACAAAUUAACCAACUUCUUUCUA
Messenger RNA from Juglans regia (Persian walnut), 922 nucleotides. RefSeq names its product universal stress protein PHOS34. The coding region runs from base 206 to 700 and encodes 164 amino acids. The record is from RefSeq and is a predicted model, not a curated record. NCBI's taxonomy places the organism in Eukaryota, Viridiplantae, Streptophyta, Magnoliopsida, Fagales, Juglandaceae. The transcript has 4 exons.